AUUAAGCCCACAACUCGGGCAUGUGCCCUGACUGAGAAUCGAACCGGUGACCUUUUGAUGUAUGGGACAGUGCUCAACCAACUGAGCUGUUAUACCAGCCAGGCCGAGCAUGGUUUUUAUUAGCAUUUCCUAGGAGUGAGGUUGAGCUUCUUAUUUUUAAGGCCAUUUCUGUAUAUGAUCUUGAAUUGACUUCCUGCAGUGAUGAUUAUGAUACACUAGAGGCCCAGUGUAUGAAAUUCGUGCACGGGUAGGGUCCCUAGGCUUGGCCAGCGAUCAGGGCCUUCCUUCCCUGGCUGCCUACCGCAGGCCAGGGCCUUCGUUUGUUCUGAACUGCCCGCUGGUGGUCAGCACACAUCAUAGCAAGCGAUCAAACUCCCCGUCUCCCAAUUGAACUCCCCGAGGGGACCCUUUGUAUAUUAGCCAUAUAUAUAGCCAGUGGUGAAAAUAAUGUUUUAAUAGGGGAGGAAAGGCAGGAUAUGAUUGUUAUUAGAAAAAGGACUUUUGGAUUCUCUUUUUCCUAUUUAUGAAUUUUCACAUAUUCAGAAUUUAUUCGUAUAGAAUGGAUUCUGAAAGUUCAUUUGUUUUGUUACUCUUUUGGAGGCCUGCAGUGUGUGAUUGAUACAGUCAAGGCAUCCAGGCCUUUCUGCCCUCAUGCCUUUUCCACCUUUUUCAAGAAAGCAUAGAUUGUUAUGCAUUCUCUUUGAACUGCUUCAAAGGAUUGUAAACAUUGCUCAAAUUUUGCCCAAAGGCCUGGUCAUAUAUUUACUAGAUAUUUGCUAAACUAGUCUUUAGUUAGUAUAAGUUGAUUUCUAUAAAUGUUUUUGCUUUCAUUUAGCAUGUUCUACAAAAUGCUAGACACUUUAUUUCAUGAUGCUGUUUUUUGUCUCCAACUUACCUGUUGUGUCUGUUCUUUUUGGCACUUUUUGUGUCAGUAAGCAUUCUGUUUAGUGAAGGUUGGGAGAACUGUUUUGAGCUUUUUGGUAGUAAUGUCAGUUUGUUUGCAUUCUGAACUAAAACCCCUCUCCUUAAGAGGGUAGAAACUAAUGACUCAGAGGACAAUGCUUUAUACAGCUAUUAAUGCCAUUAAAUAUUGUGUUGGCAAUAGUUUGUGAACAUUAUUGUUUAAUUUCUUAAAAUUUCAUAUUGUGGGAACUACAGGAGAAGCAUAUAGUAAAAUACUCACCGGAGAAUAAAGAUAAAAGUAAGUGUGCCUAGUUGAAAGAACAACAGGCAGAAUGAGGGUAGAAACUAAUGACUCAGAGGACAAUGCUAUAUUCUGAAAGCCAAGUUGACAAGGAAGUAGAUACCCAGUGACUCAUAAAUACAGAACCAAAAUGUUCUCUGUCAAAUGUAAUGGAUUUUUCAAGCAAGAACAACCUCUUUGCUUUCGGGACAGUCUUUAUUUGGAUGGUUUGGCUGACUUGCAUUUUAAUUUUUUCAUUGAGCCAAAUGUUCUGUGAGUAUUUAGGCUAGCUACCCAGCACUAUGCUAGAUGCAGGGAUACAGUGAUGUGGAUGCAUAGCAGACUGUUCCUGCUUGCAUGACACUUAGAUUCUAAUGAGAGAAAUAGAGACAUUAAUCACAUGAGGAACCUAUAACUACAGAAUGAAAUAAGAACUCUGAAAGGAGACAUUGUUCUCUCUGUGUGUAAUUGUGUUUGUGGUGGGAGCAGAUUGGAGUAAUAGAAAUUCAGAAGCAUUUCUAAGAGAAAUUUUCAUUUGAGAGGUGCAGGAUAAAUGAGAGUUAAUCAAGGGAAGGUAGAGGAGAAGAAUGGUAGGUGGAGAGGAUUUUUCCAGGCAGGGUAUCAGAAUAUGUUUUCAGAAGACAGAAGAAUAAAAAUUAGACCUUGGUUUCUCUUUUAGAGCUCUGGUUUAUGUAAAUAUUUAUAUUUCUUUUCCAAUACUUGGUGAUAUUUAAACAUGCUUAACUAGGCCCAGUUUAACUGUGGAAUAUUCUUGCACUUUUUUUUUUUUUUAAUUAGGGAAACUGAUAUGUGUGAAAAUUUGAGGCAAGGGGAGCGCUGAAUGAGUUUAUUAUUAAGAUGUUAUGGGAAGAAAAGACAGUGUACUCAGGCACCAGGGUUUGAAAGUAUUCUUGAAGGGCUGUUUGGACCUGCAUUUUUAAAAGAUCUCAGUUUAUUUAAAGACUGUCAACCUGAAAGCAUUUCUGAUUGGACUUUUGAUGAAAAUUGUCUAUUCUGUUGCUUGAGAAGAGAUAAAGUAAAGGGACACUUAGUCGGUCUGGAUGAACCAGCUUCAGGAGCUGGGCGGGAAGCUCUGCUUAAACAAGAGCAAGCAAAAAUCAUUCGAUUCGAGAAACAAGCAGAAGAGUUCCUCAAUGCAGUCUUUUAUAGAAAAGUACAUUGUCCCACUUUAAAAGUAAAUAAAUCUUUGUUUACAGACAGUCCCUGGGUCUCCGACCCCAAUAUUCCCCUAGUGGCCCGUGAGAUCAUGCAGCGAAUGAUCCAACAAUUUGCUGCUGAAUAUACCUCAAAAAAUAGCUCUACUCAGGACCCCAGCAAGCCCAAUAGCACAAAGAACCAAAGCCUGCCGAAAGCAUCUCCAGUCACCACCUCUCCCACGGCUGCAACUACUCAGAACCCUGUGCUCAGCAAACUUCUCAUGGCUGACCAAGACUCACCUCUGGACCUUACUGUCAGAAAGUCUCAGUCAGAACCUAGUGAACAAGACGGUGUACUUGAUCUAUCCACUAAGAAAAGUCCAUGUGCUGGCAGCACUUCCCUGAGCCAUUCUCCAGGCUGCUCCAGUACUCCAGGGAACGGUGAGAACGCAACAGAGGCAAUAGCAGUAGAUUCUAACAAUCAGUCGAAGUCCCCCCUGGAGAAGUUUAUGGUCAAAUUGUGCACUCAUCAUCAGAAGCAGUUCAUUCGUGUUCUGAACGAUCUGUACACCGAAUCUCAGCCAGACACCGAGGACCUACAACAUUCUGAUUCUGGAACAAUGGAUGCAUCCACUUGCAAUGCUGGCUGUGCCCAGCUAGGCACCAGACAUAAGGAAAAUGAUGCUCUGUGUCUCGAUAUGAAGUCUCCUCAUUCUGUAGAUUUGAUAGACUCAUCAGGCUCUCACAGUCCUCUACCCUUGGCAGAAAAGGCCCUGAAGGAGCCUCCUCCUGAGACGAACUCUGUAGAUGGAAGAGAGAAUGCCUUGACUAAUGUACAGAAAGAUCUCUCUGAACUUCCAACCACUAAACCUAAUUCUGGGAGUUCAACGGAUAGUUCCACUCUGGGAUACCUUAGUACAUCUAAUUCUUCCCCGUUCAACCUCCAUCACACCUCUGAGAGCGUGGAGGGGCAAACCACUGGACAGGAGCAAGACACAAAUGUGAAAGUAUGUGAGGAUGGUAAAGACCAUAUGCAGAGUUCAGCUUUAGUAGAAAGUCUGGUUGCAGGAAAAUCGGCAACUGAGACUAGUGAGGAGAACAGCACCUGUAUUGUUUCUCAAAGACAUUCAUUCAGAGCUUUAUCAGAAGAGGCUUGGGACUCGGGGUUUACAGGGAAUUCAUCUAGAACUGCUGACAAAGAGAAUACUUUACAAUGUAGCUCCAGAAUGCCUUUGCGCCAGGAUUUAGAGGCAAGUGAACAAGAUUCAAGGCCAAAGCAAGAGAACCAUCUUCACUCACUAGGAAGAAAUAAGGUGGGUUACCAUUUGCAUCCCAGCGAUAAGGGCCAGUAUGAUCAUUCCAAAGAUGGUUGGUUAGCCCCCAGCCCCAUGCCAGCUGUGCACAAAGCAUCCAAUGGACACUCUCGAACCAAGAUGUUAUCAGCCUCCAUCAAGACAGCUCGGAAGAGUAAAAGGGCAUCAGGGCUGAGGAUAAAUGAUUAUGAUAACCAAUGUGAUGUCGUUUAUAUCAGUCAGCCAAUAACAGAAUGCCACUUUGAGAAUCAGAGAUCGAUGUUGUCUUCUCGGAAAACAGCUAGAAAAAGUACUCGAGGAUACUUUUUCAAUGGUGAUUGUUGCGAGCUGCCGACUGUUCGCACACUGGCCAGAAACUUACACUCCCAAGAAAAACCAAGCUGCUCGACACUGGCAUCAGAGGCAGUGGUCACUCCCAAACAGACCCUCAUCAUUUCAGCCCCGAGACCUACGGUGGAUGUGCAGCUUCCCAGAGAGGACAACGCUGAAGAGCCUAGUGAAGAAAUAACCUCCCCUAAGGAAGGAGACAGCGAUGUUUCAUCUGAGAAGAAAUCUCAAGAGCCUGAGGUUUGCCCCACAGUGAACCAAUCCAAUCCAACCAGCUCCCCAAGGUCAGAGGAAGCAACAGCCUCCAGCCUGGCAUGGCCUCUCCCAGCUCACCUUCCGGAAGAGGCCAUGCCCGAAGGCAGCUCCAUGGUUGCAGCUCCCACAGCAGGUGGGAUAGCUUCCCCUGAACGAGACCAAUGCCCAGCUGAACUGCCUGAUGCAAAGGGGACAAGUGAACCUGAAGACUGUCCCCUGGUUCCCUCUACUGAGAUCUUUUCUGAGGGAGACAGAGCAGAUGUUGUGUCUAGGCCUAGUUCUUCUCCUAAAACAGUCAGAAGGGCAGAAAGUCCUCUGUGCUCAGAAAAUCAAAGUGCCCCCGUGAGCUUGGAGCCUCCUGCAAGCCUGGGAAAGGCUGAGGAUGAACAAAGCAUCAGUACUGAGACUGAGACUGAAGUUGCCCAGGAGCUGGAUUCUGACCCACUCUCGAAGGAAAGCAGCACUUUGACUAAGAAAAACCCCAGUGACAUUGAGGAAAGUAAGGCAGCAAGUAGUACAGGAAAAUUAGAGGAAGAAGGUGAUGAUAGAAAACAUCCUUCAGAAAAAGAUAUGUGUGAACAAACCAUUGACUCACCUGAAGAGAACUCGGACAAGAAGAAAAAGGGUAAAAAAUGUCCUGAGGCCUCAGAUAGGUGCCUAAGAAGUCAACUUUCAGAUUCGUCCUCUGCCGAUAAGGACCUAAGAAAUCAAAGCUCAGAUUCUUCCUCUGCUUGCCCUGAGGUCAAGGUUUCUAAAAAUCCUGGUGCAGAAUGUUCUGAAAAAGAAGAGUACCCUGGUGGAACAACACCGGAGGGCUUUCUGACCGAGGGUCUCCACCCAAAAGCUAUGGAUGACACCGAAAACCCAUAUGUCAAUGAAAAUCCCUCUGAGAAGGAUGCUGAGCAGGAGGGCGAAGAAGGUGGGAUCAUCACUAGGCAGACUUUUAAAAACAUGCUGGCAAAAGAGGCCAAAAAAGACGAAGGAGAUAUUUUCCCCAACAGUGAUCCUAUUACCACAGUUGGCCAGCCCCUGCCUGGAGAGAGACUGGAAAUCUAUGUCCAGUCUAAGUUAGGUGAGAAAAAUGCCUGUGACCUCUUAGAAAGUGUUCCAUGUCCUUUCCCAGAGCAGUCAGAAGAAAAGCCAGGACCUGUUCCUGCACAAGACGUGGAGGAGGUUGUCAGUGAGAUGGACAGUGCGAACGCCCUGCAUAAAGGUGAUGAUCAUGAUGAGCCAUCCAUCGUGCUCGCGUUGUCAAGCAGUGGAAGUGAUGAUGAUGCUGGGCCCUCAAAAUGGGUACCAAGGCUCACGAGACAGACGUCUUCGAACUACAACCUAAGACAUGCUCAUUCUCUGGACUCCUUGGAUACCACAAAAAUGACUUCAGAAAAGGAAGCAGCACAAGAAAACCCAGUACCCAAGGACGAUGAAGCUUCAGAGAGUGGAGAUCCCAUAGAUGAGGAUGAUGGGGAAGCAGUGGUCGACGACCAGCCCAAGUUUAUGGAAUGGUGUGCCGAGGAGGAAAACCAAGAGCUCAUCGCCAACUUCAAUGCCCAAUACAUGAAAGUUCAGAAAGGCUGGAUCCAGCUGGAGAAAGAAGGCCAGCCAACACCAAGAGCAAGGAACAGGUCGGAUAAGCUGAAGGAGAUUUGGAAAAGCAAGAAAAGGUCACGGAAAUGUAAGGGUCCACUGGAAGCUCAAAAAUUUUCUCCUGUUCAGAUGCUGUUUAUGACAAACUUUAAAUUAUCUAAUGUUUGUAAAUGGUUCUUAGAGACAACUGAAACCCGGUCUCUGGUCAUUGUGAAGAAGCUCAACACUCGUCUUCCGGGAGACACACCUCCUGUCAAGCAUCCUCUUCAGAAGUACUCACCUUCCAGCCUGUACCCCAGCUCACUGCAGGCCGAACGCUUGAAAAAACACUUGAAGAAAUUUCCCGGAGCUACUCCUGCAAAGAACAACUGGAAAAUGCAGAAGCUCUGGGCCAAAUUUCGCGAGAAUCCUGACCAAGUGGAGCCAGAGAAUAGCAGUGACGUCAACCGUGGCCCCAGUUCUGAAGACAGAAAAGAGGAAGUCAAGGAAGGUAGAAAUAGCCAUCCUUCUACGAGCUCACCUACUCCAGCCAGUACCCGGAUCCUUAGAAAGUAUUCCAAUAUUCGAGGAAAGCUCAGAGCUCAGCAGCGCUUGAUCAAGAACGAGAAAAAGGAAAGCCCUUUUGGUCUGGCUGUGGAAGGUAAACAGAGUUGUAAAAGUGUGUGCAUCCACCCUCUGAUGUCCCCCAGGCAUGCCCUGCAGGUGGAUGCCUACGGGUUUCCCAUUAAACCCAAGCGUGCUGAUGGGACAAAGGGAAGGAAAGGGAAGCAGAUGUCUGAAAUCUUGCCGAAAGCAGAAGUUCAGAAUAAACGCAAGAGGACCGAAGGUGGCAGCACUCAGGACAGAAAGGACAAGGGACCGGUGAUGAAAGCCAGCAAAGAAAAACGUAUCGAUGGAGCCACCAAAACCCCUGCCGCCAAGAAGCCAGCUGCAAGGGAUAGAGUCAGCCACCUGCCCAAAAAGACAUCUUUGAAAGAAAAUAAAGUGAAGAUCCCUAAAAAGUCCUCUGGGAAGAGCUGCCCUCCCUUCAGGAAAGAAAAAGAGAACACAAACAAAAGACCUACCCAGUCCCCCGCCUCAGAGACAGUGACUAAACCUGCAAAGCAAAAAGGUGCAAAUGAAUCCUCUUCAAGGCCACAGAAAGCCGCCAACAGAAAGCAGAACAGUGGAAAGGCUGGGGCCAGACCCUUGAUGAAAACCCCGGAGAACAGUGCAGCCCAGAGAAAGCGAAAGCUGAAGGCAAAGCUGGACUCUUCCCACAACAAACGGCAGCGGCUGGACGCAAAGUGAUCCGAGGGGUGGCAGCCAAGAGUAAAACUGUUCUAUAGAAGGAACCCUUUAUUUUGCAUUAACUGAAUCCGCUUUUCUAAGCUUAUCAAGCCUUUCAAACCUGCAGUUAAUGGAGAACACCACAAUUUAAGAUGCCAGAAAAUGCAUCUCAGGUGGAGAAGGAAGCUUGCAGUCUUUCUCCGAGGCUGAGUAAGGGAAGUUAUAUAUUAUAUUCUGGUUGUUCCUUGGGUUUUAAACUUGGAACCAAGCAGUUGUAGUUUUUAAAAGUACAGUGCCUUAUUUAUCCCUUUUGUGUUUAAAAUUUACAAAAGCUAAAAAGCUGAUCUAUGUGAUAAAGGCUUGUAUUUUAUACUUGAUGCACAAGCACUUGUACUGUAGCCGAGAAGACCACCGUCAUGCACAUAAAGUAGCUUUCCAGCAGCUCCCUGCAGUCUGUACGUGAGCAGAUGCUCCUCUCUACAACCCCAGCAGUGAACUUCCCUCUCUGUCUGGUUUGUCUGUUUAAAUGAUAUUUGAAAGCUAAACCAAAUCAUUUUUAUGGUAUGUGGAGAAUGCAGAGGGCAUUUAUAAUUGUUGUAAAAGAUUAGUAUUUCUGUUACCCCUUUUUUAAAAAUCAUAUUCAUUGUAGGCCACUCCUACCUUUGAUCUUUUGUCAUUUGAAAAAAAAAUGGAUUCUAAAUUAUGUGCCCAUGAGACAAAAGGUAUGUUACCAGGUAUUGAUUUUGGUUUAUGACCUCUAAAAAUUAUUUGCAAUACUUGUCCUUACCAUCAUUUUCAUUUUGGGCCUUGAGCUUGCUAGCACUCUAACAAAGUUCCCCCACCCCCGCUUAUAGCUGUAAUUUGCCAAUUAGGAUGAAAGUGACUAUGCUAAUUUUCUUUUUUACCCUGAGUACUUCCAUAUUCAAAAAGAGCCAAAAUGUUAUUUCCAGUAGUAGAAAAGUUUAAGAGUGUGUGUGCAUGUGCAUUUGGGUACAUUUGCCUCUGGCUAUUGGCCACAAAUGUCUCCUAACCCCAGUUCCACAGUAAAUUCUUUCUUCCCCAUGCUCUGUGCUAGGGGAUUCGUGAACUGGGUGCCAAGGCUUUCUGUGAACAUCCUGCAAACCAUUCUGGCACUGGGCUCAGAAAGGUCAAAAGAGCACAGAGUUAUGUAAAGGCCACAGCAGACUUGCAGUUGGAGGAAGCAGCUCCAGUAUCUUAUAGUGGCCCCACAUGGCCUGCACCCGAGCUAAUGUUAUGUGGAAGUACAAGUUUAGAAUGGGGUCCAUUCUGAUUGGUUAGCACCGUACUCAUAGUUCAUGCUUGUAGUAUCACUCCUGCCUUGGCCAUGUCAGGCUCAAAAGUGAGAGCUGCAGUAUUUGUAAUUGAUCAUGUUUGCCUUUCCCGGGUGAAGCCUCAAAUGGGUGCAUUGGCUUUACCUUGGUGCCUAUGACAUUGCUCCAUUAUGACACCGUGUGUACUCAACAUUUCCAUUGGGCCAUUCUGUAAAAAGGCUUAGUUGUUAAAGCCUCAACCAGUUUCUCAAACAUGCUCUGUCACCAACACAGGCUUAAAAGGACAGCUGCUGCUCUGUCCUUUCUAUUAAAAAUUGUUCCAUUUAGAUUGUUUCAGACCAGUUUAGAUAAACCCAGAUGGACUUUUUUUAUGCUUUAGUUUGUUUAGAUUAUGAUAAAACAGGCCUUCUAUCCAAUCUGUAAAAGGCUUGCUGUAUAUGUACAAUGAAAACUUCUGAUGAUUGGAUAGGCCUGGAAAAAAGCAUUUGAUUCAUGGGAAAUGGAGAGUUGUAUUGAAUUUCAUAGAUAGUGAAGCCUAUCUUCAGUGAAGCCGUGAUUUUUUUUCCUAAUGUCUCCUCUAUCCCAUAAGUCUCAAUUUUUUUUAUAUAUAUAUCUUUGACUAUGGCCAAUGAAGAGCUACCUAUGUUAAUGAAACUGCUGAGUGUGUAUGUUGGCAACCCUUUCUCAGCAUUAAGUUGCACAAAAGCAUUAAUAUGUUUUGAGUAAGUUCGCUUAAUCUUUAAAAGUGGUUUUAAAGUUUAAAAAAAUCUUUAUGUAGAGUCGUCACUGGAUAUUGUUUUUGUGGUGACUUAUAGCUGAGGUUUGCCGAUGUCAGGUGUGCGGAUUCCUGUACAUGCGUUCAAGAUGCCCCCUUAGCUGCACAUAGACGACCUUGGAAGGGUGCUUGCAUUAUGUUAGAGAGAGGUGUGAGGCAGUAGGUGGGUGGAACUAUUCCAGUUCCAGAUUUAUAAUUCAUUCCAUUACUUUUCUACAUUCUUUUUCUUUUGUAAAAGUUCACUUCAAGAUAAUAGCCUUCUCUCCCAUUCUAAAAAGCAUUUGAGAAAAGUUAUCAAUGUGUGUGUAUGUAUUUAUUUAUACACUUAAUGCAGUGGAUCAUCUUUAAAAUCAACUUACACUAUAGUAGUGACUACACUUAAAUAGACUGGGAUUCUGCAUAAUUAUGAGAUUAAAAGUUUAGAAUUAUUUUUGUAUUUGUUGAAUCUUGUUUUUGCUGAUUCAGUUAAUUUUGGAGAGAAAGAAAGAAAGAAAGAAAGAAAGAAAGAAAGAAAGAAAGAAAGAAAGAAAGAAAGGGAAUUAAUUAAUUUGAGGACUGUCUCCAGAAGGCCUUUUUACACUUAAAGCCGAUGCUGUCCCCAGAUACCUCCAAGCCCAGGCUUUGAUAUUGACUCAAGUCUCCCCUUGUCCCCCCUCUCUUGCAAAGACCUCCUUCUCAUAGCCAUCGCCACAGUAUGGCUUGCCACCAGAUGGCUUGUCCCACAUUCUAGAUUCCAGAUCAGAAGGAAAUUCUGCUUCUGGGCCUGAGCUCAGUGAAGUGAUUGUCCUAAUGGAGCCCCAGUGGAUGCCCAGAGACCACUGAUAGUAUCUCUUAGCUUUGGGGGAAGCACCACUGAAGCUCCACCCAGAGCUGGGUCCUCUUCUGCAGACACAUCUUCCGUCCUGUGAGGCUCCCUGGGCCUGGGAGGACGCCCUGAGCCUCACCCCCGCACUUCCUCAGGCAUGUAGUGCAGCAGGAAGGCCGUGCUCCUUGGUUCUGCUCUUGAGCUUUCCUAGAUAGGAAUGUGAUUAGCAUCUGUUCAUCUGCAGUUGCUGGCCCCUUCGAUCCCUUAGGUAGCCAGUUCUGUUGUGUCUGUAUUUCAUUAAAGACUUCUACAUGGGCCUUACCUUAAAGAAAUAAUCGUGAGCUGUGGCUUCCAUGCCUCAUUGCUGCUGAGGUGAUGUAGAUAGAGAGGUGCAGUUAGUCAUCCCUCCACAUAUGCGGUACUUUUCAUGAAUUCUCUACACAUCACACACUCGGGGCAGUGAAUCUCUCCCUGUUCAGACAGGUCAUCAAAAAAACACUUCCAGGCAGUUACUUUGAAUUGAAUUUGGGGUCUCUGUCCUGCCUUGUGAUGGAUUCUGUGGUGAGGGCGGGAGUUGUCACUCAUGAGGGGCAGCGUUCCUGUUGAUGAGUGGAGCUAAGAGCCUGGUAGGAAAGGACUGCUGUGUGAUGCAGGCUGGCAAGGCUCUGGUGUCACCAUCCACAGGCUGGUGUUGUCAUCGUCCCUGGGACGGGGCUGGCAUUUCCCAAGAUGCUGGCCCAGGAGCCACACCCAAUCCUUUCGGUUUUAAGGCUCUCUGUUGGCUUAGAAACAACUUAUCAAGUCUGCAGAACGUGGGCUGGUUCCUCUUUUGUAAAUAAAAGUUUAUUGGAACAAAGCUACGCCCAUUUGUGUCUGGGUUGUCUGCAGCUGCAUUCCAGCAGAGUUGAGGAGCUGCAACAGAGACCAUGUGACCUACACAGCCUGAAAUACUUACUGUCUGGACCUUUAAGAAAAAGUUUGCCAGCCUUGCUUGAGAAAAUAAUCCUUUUUCAGGAACAACCUUCCCUGAUGUAUCUUCUCCUUUCUUCUGCCUCUUUCCCUCUGUCCACUUCUUUCCUGCUCCUCCUUAUCUUACCUCAACUUUAUUCUUCCUUUACAUUUUUAAAUUUCUUCUUGCAACAGAAGAGACAGGUUACAUCAUUGCUUUAGCACAUUGAAUACCAUCUCCUGAAACUUGAGCUACCUUAGCCUCAUAUCUUCCUUCUUAGAAUCACCCAUCACAGUAACCAAAACGAGACGGCCUAUAGAGUCAGCCUGUGAGCAAAUAGGAAUUCUAAAAUUAUGAGGCCUGGGCCUCUCAUUUCACUUUUUUUUCCAAUCCUCAUCCCAGGAUAUCCUUUCCGAUGAUCCUUAGAGAGAAAGUCAGAGAGGAGGUGGUCAGAUAGAGAAACAUCGAUCUCACAUCAACUGAUUGCCUCCCACACACACAACCUGGGCCAGGGAUCAAACCUGCAAUCAAGGUAUGGGCCCUUGACCAGGAAUCGAACCUGCAACCCUUGGGUCUUGUGGGCUGAUGCUCUAACCACUGAGAUAAACCGGCCAGGGCUCAUUUCACUAUCAUAGACCUGACACCAGCCUCACUUCUUAUUUAUUUUUAAAGUAAGUCAAGAUUUUAUUUCUUUCCAAAUUCGUUGAGACUGCAUAAGUUGAUGUUCAGUUUUCUGAACCUCACAUUCAUAUGGAAAAAGUCUUCACAGAGGGGAAACAAAGUCCAAUCACAAACCCAAAGCAUUGUUGAUUAUGUAAUAUUUUGGGCCAGCUUCUAGGAAAAUAAAACUAUUGGCACUGAUUUUCCCCCCCAAUCCCAUACUCUUCUUUCAAAUUAAUUUUAUUAAAGACAAGCCAACAAAUAAAAAAUGUGAGUAAGAAAUCAUGUUUAUUAUGUACAUCAUAUCGUGGUUAGUAUUCCCUGUGCAUGUCAUCAGGGGGGGGAAAUAAAAAGAUAUUUGUAUUUAAAACAGCAGAAUUGGGAAGCCUUUGAGACAGCUAUUAAUAUAAUUCAUCCCUUGAGCCUGGCUAGGCUCAGUGGUUGAGCAUCAACUAUGAACCAGGAAGUCAUGGUUAGAUUCCUGAUCCGGGCACAUGCCCAGGUUGUGGGCUCAGUCCCCAGUGCAGGGCGUGCGAGAGGCAGCUGAUUAAUGAUUCUUUCUCAUCACUGAUGUUUCUAUCUCUCCUCUCCCUCCCUCUCUGAAAUCAAUAAAAAUAUAUUUAAAAAUGUAUAUAUAAUUCUUCCCUUGAAACAUCAAAAUAUACUACUCUGUUCUACAGUAGAUGGAUUGGAAAACUUUGAUGGUCUGACUUCUUUAAUAAUAAGUCAUAUUCAGGUCGAAAACCAGAGCUCUGGUGCUACUUCAGGCUCAGAGCUUUGUCAGGCUGUGCUGGGGACUGGGAACCACCGUGGGCACUUGGCAGAGGGUAUCCUUGCUCAUGCUUUUGUCUUUGGAAUUGAGCUGAAGUUGGUCUGGUCCAUUACCAUCCCUCUGUCUGAUCUUCCUUUUCUCAGUGCUAGUGGUUGACUCUCUGAAUUUCAGAGCCAUCUGUUGCUCCAUCCUUCAGUUCUGUUCGUCUGCUGAGCACAAUGACACACAGGCCCUCUUGCCUUUCGGGGACCAUUCCAUUUAACACAAGGAACUCAGUAGGUGAGCCAUGUGAAGUGUGGGCUUCCCAUUAAAAGAAACAACUACACACUCAUGGUUGUAUAAUAUGCCAGAGAUUGGAAGAGUGCAUUUUGCUUUUUUUAAAAUGGUUAUUUAAAAAAUAUAUUAAUGCCCUAGCUGGUUUGGCUCAGUGGAUAGAGCAUUGGCCUGCAGACCGAAGGAUCUGGGUUUGGUUCCGG
Messenger RNA from Myotis myotis, 12820 nucleotides. RefSeq names its product ligand dependent nuclear receptor corepressor (gene LCOR). Bases 2025 to 7112 code for a protein of 1695 amino acids. The record is from RefSeq and is a predicted model, not a curated record. The transcript has 7 exons. Lineage: Eukaryota; Metazoa; Chordata; Mammalia; Chiroptera; Vespertilionidae.